Messenger RNA from Saprolegnia parasitica CBS 223.65, 1221 nucleotides. RefSeq lists its product as hypothetical. The record is from RefSeq and is a predicted model, not a curated record. Gene Ontology annotation, molecular function: carboxy-lyase activity; pyridoxal phosphate binding. Gene Ontology annotation, biological process: carboxylic acid metabolic process. The transcript has a single exon. The coding region runs from base 1 to 1221 and encodes 406 amino acids. NCBI's taxonomy places the organism in Eukaryota, Oomycota, Saprolegniomycetes, Saprolegniales, Saprolegniaceae.
AUGGACGCCACGACGAUGCCAACGGCCUUCCACGACGUGGACGCGCUCCUCAAGACGCCGCUCGAGUACGACUCGGACACGGACGCCUCGUCGACGGACGGUGACGCGCCGAGCCUGCCGCCCGCGGAUGCCGCGCGCCUUCAGGCGCUGUACGCGACGGUCUCGGAGCGGUCCGAGCACCUCGUGGGCUUCCCGUCGUGCAAGGACUGGGACUACAGCGCGCUCUUCCCGUUCCUCUCGUUCCCCAUGAACAACGUCGGCGACCCGUACAUCGAGUCGAUCUCCAAGGUCUCGACGCGGGACUGCGAGCGGGACGUGCUCGCCUUCUUCGCAUCGCUGCUGCGCGCACCGGUCGACGACGUCUGGGGCUACGUGACCAACGGCGGCACCGAAGGCAAUCUGUACGGCAUGUACCUCGCGCGCGAGCUGCACCCGACCGGUAUCGUCUACUACUCGCAAUCGACGCACUACUCGGUGGUCAAGAACCUCCACAUUUUGCGCCAAACGAGCUGCGAAGUUCGCGUCCAGUCGAACGGCGAGAUGGACUAUGCACACUUUGCCGAGCUCGCGGCCGCCCAUGCAGACGUGCCCGCGAUCGUCUUUUGCAACAUUGGCACGACCAUGACCGAAGCCAAGGACGACAUGGCCACGAUCACGACCAUCCUCGACGACCUUGGCAUUCCGGAUCGGUAUCUGCACGCAGACGCCGCGCUCUGCGGUGUCAUGAGCCCGUUUGUGGAGCCCCGCCCGGCCUUUGAUUUUGCGGACGGCGCGCAGUCGAUCUCGAUCUCGGGCCACAAGUUCCUCGGGUCGCCGAUUCCGUGCGGCGUCGUGCUCGCCAAGAAGCACCUCGUCGAAAAGAUCAAGCGCGAUGUCGCGUACAUUGGCGCCCCGGACACGACGAUCACGGGCUCCCGCAACGCGUUUACGCCGCUCCUGCUCUGGUACCGCGUCCAGAGUCUCGGCAUCGACGGCCUCCAGAAGCGCGUCCAGAUUGCACUCGAGAACGCGGCGUAUGCCGAAGCCAAGUUGAAGGACCUCGGCGUCGCCGCGUGGCGCAACGAGAACGCGAUCACGGUCGUCUUUCCCGAGGUCGCCCACGCGCUCCAGAUCAAGUGGCAGCUCGCGACCGCCAAGGGCAUCUCGCACCUCAUUUGCAUGCCGAACGUGACCAAGACGCAGAUCGAUGCGAUCCUUGCCGACUUUGCGUGUUAUCUCUAA